Messenger RNA from Alligator sinensis (Chinese alligator), 1431 nucleotides. RefSeq names its product gamma-aminobutyric acid type A receptor beta3 subunit (gene GABRB3). Gene Ontology annotation, cellular component: membrane; neuron projection; synapse. NCBI's taxonomy places the organism in Eukaryota, Metazoa, Chordata, Crocodylia, Alligatoridae. Gene Ontology annotation, biological process: monoatomic ion transmembrane transport; nervous system process; signal transduction. Bases 1 to 1431 code for a protein of 476 amino acids. The record is from RefSeq and is a predicted model, not a curated record. The transcript has 9 exons. Gene Ontology annotation, molecular function: GABA-A receptor activity; neurotransmitter receptor activity; extracellular ligand-gated monoatomic ion channel activity.
AUGUGGGGCUUCGCGGGAGGCAGGAUCUUCGGGCUCUUCUCCGCUCCCGUGCUGGUGGCCGUGGUGUGCUGCGCCCAGAGCGUGAACGAUCCCGGCAACAUGUCCUUCGUGAAAGAAACUGUGGAUAAAUUGCUGAAAGGCUACGACAUCCGCCUCCGCCCGGAUUUUGGAGGUCCCCCCGUCUGCGUUGGCAUGAACAUUGACAUCGCCAGCAUCGACAUGGUGUCCGAAGUCAACAUGGAUUACACCUUAACUAUGUAUUUUCAACAAUACUGGAGAGAUAAGAGACUAGCUUAUGCUGGAAUACCUCUCAAUCUUACCCUUGAUAAUCGAGUGGCUGAUCAACUCUGGGUGCCUGACACUUACUUUUUAAAUGACAAGAAGUCAUUUGUGCAUGGAGUUACAGUGAAAAAUCGAAUGAUCCGCCUUCAUCCAGAUGGAACAGUGCUUUAUGGCCUCAGAAUCACGACUACUGCUGCUUGUAUGAUGGACUUGAGAAGAUACCCACUGGAUGAACAGAACUGUACUCUGGAAAUUGAAAGCUAUGGCUAUACCACAGAUGACAUUGAGUUUUACUGGAGAGGUGGAAAUAAUGCAGUCACUGGUGUAGAGAGAAUUGAGCUUCCUCAGUUCUCCAUUGUAGAACACAGACUGGUGUCAAAGAAUGUUGUCUUUGCCACAGGUGCCUAUCCAAGACUGUCACUGAGCUUUAAGUUGAAGAGAAACAUUGGAUACUUUAUUCUUCAGACCUACAUGCCCUCAAUACUGAUUACCAUUUUAUCAUGGGUGUCAUUUUGGAUCAAUUAUGAUGCAUCAGCAGCACGAGUUGCCCUUGGAAUUACAACUGUGCUGACUAUGACAACAAUCAACACACAUCUCCGAGAGACUUUGCCUAAAAUUCCUUAUGUUAAAGCCAUUGACAUGUAUCUUAUGGGUUGCUUUGUAUUUGUCUUCUUGGCCUUACUUGAAUACGCCUUUGUCAACUACAUUUUCUUUGGAAAAGGCCCACAAAGACAGAAGAAGCUUGCAGAAAAGACAGCAAAGGCAAACAAUGAUCGUUCAAAAUUUGAAGGCAGCCGGGUGGAUACCCAUGGAAAUAUUUUGCUAACAUCGCUUGAAAUCCACAACGAGGUAGCAAGCAAUGAAGUUACAACUAGUGUUACUGAUGCUAGAAAUUCAACAAUGUCCUUUGACAACUCAGGAAUCCAGUACAGAAAACACAGCUCACAUCGGGAAAGCUUUGGAAGGCGUACAAUGGACAGAACGGGCCCCCACAGCAAGAGGGGUCAUUUACGAAGAAGGUCUUCACAAAUGAAAAUAAAAAUCCCUGAUCUAACUGAUGUGAAUGCCAUAGACAGAUGGUCAAGGAUGGUGUUUCCGUUCACAUUUUCUCUUUUCAACUUAAUUUACUGGCUAUACUAUGUUAACUGA